AAUGCAGCAGCAGCUCAAACUAUCUCGACGACGAACAAGUGAAUCAUGAGACACGGCAAGAAGCUCAAAAAGCUGACCGGAGGAGAUACAACUCUCAGACACCUUGUGACUGCCCUCCUGCAUCAUGAAAUGAUCCAGACCACAGUGCCAAGGGCGAAGAUCGCGGCGAGAAUGGCAGAAAAGAUCAUUACGAUGGGCAAGAGAGCCACGUUCAAUUCAAGAAGAUCGGCCGCUGCUUUCCUACGGAAACCACAUUCACACAAUGUCAGUAUGGAAUACCGAUUGAGGUCCAAAACGCCUCCACCCAACGCUCCACUCGGUUACCCAGGUAUCCCUGAGGAUGCUGUCCCGGGAACGUAUCGUCAUCCCACAUCAUUGAUACCGAAAGUUUUCGAAACGCUCGCAGAGAGAUACAAAGCUCGAAACGGAGGAUACACCAGGAUACAUCGUUUCGGUCGACGUCAGGGAGAUGCGGCACCUUCUGCCAUCUUGACAUUGGUCGAUGGGCCUAGGGAUCUGAAUUUUGAGUUAUUGGCGAGGCAGUUGGGCAAAGAAGCAGCAGCUGCACAGUACCUGGGAGAGGGGGAAGUCAUUAGAGGCGGACUGGACGAUUGGUUGCCGACGGUAUCCAAGGAUCUCAGACAGUCCAUUGCGCUGGCACUCAAAUAUAGGCCAGCGGAGGAUAGGACGGCAUUUGAGAGCAAAGCUAGGGCUUUCGCAGACGAGCUCGCGGCUGAAUACGCCAUUUAUGGAGAACACAUGACGGAUGGACAUCGAGAUCCAGUAUGGAAUGACGAAGUCAUGGACGUGAUUGAGCCACCCCCGAACACGGCUCGCAAGAUCAAAUCAGGAGAGCGGCUGGCCGGUAUGGAGACCCACUUGACGGGUCUUCAAUUGGCCCGAAAAGCACUAGCGAAAGAACCAUGGGAGAGGAAUAGGACAACAAGAGGGAAUCCUCAAGAGUCGCAUGAGGCAAGACGUCUCAGGAUCGAGGCUGAGCAAAAGCCUCGAUACUUGACCGAGAGAGAGAAGCCGAAACCCAAGUCUGCGAAGAGAGAUGAUGUUUUGAAUGAGGAGAGGCCGAAGGUACUGGACGAUAUCAUUAGGGAAGCUGGAGAUGUCAGACCUGCCUCGGCUGCUGAUCUCAUGUCUCGUCUGCAGAGGUGAGGCGAGAGGGUUGUCUAUAGCUGUCAAUUGUAUUUAUUAUUGCAUUUUGCAUCUCCAUCGGAA
Molecule: messenger RNA, 1230 nt
Organism: Kockovaella imperatae
Lineage: Eukaryota; Fungi; Basidiomycota; Tremellomycetes; Tremellales; Cuniculitremaceae
Product: ribosomal protein L17-domain-containing protein
Exons: 6
Coding region: 46-1167 (373 amino acids)
Biological process (GO): translation
Cellular component (GO): ribosome; mitochondrial large ribosomal subunit
Molecular function (GO): structural constituent of ribosome
Source: RefSeq, a predicted model, not a curated record